This is a messenger RNA of Bemisia tabaci, 9832 nucleotides long. NCBI's taxonomy places the organism in Eukaryota, Metazoa, Arthropoda, Insecta, Hemiptera, Aleyrodidae. The record is from RefSeq and is a predicted model, not a curated record.
UAAAAAGAGUCCUUUAAGUGUUGAAGGGAAAAACCCCAAUUUGAGAGAUGAAGUGAAAUUAUACCUGAUAGAGAUUUCAAGUUUAGAAGGCUCGAAGGAGCAUAAAAAAACAUUGGUCAAAACCCUAAAAAUAAACCGGAAUUUUGACUCUCUUUUUUUACAUAUUGUUGGCUGAAUUAGAAGAACAAGUAUCUUGCUUUGCAAUGCUGAGGGCCAUUUUUUUUAUUUUUUAAUCACCUUUUUUCCAUUGAUGUAAUUUCUUGAAAAUAAUUGUUACUUUUCUCUUCUGUUUUAAGAGAAGUCUCAGCAAAUUGGGCUUGUUUUCCUUAAGAAAAUCAGAUAGGAGCAGAGAUUUUGAAAUAUCAAAAUUGAGAUUGGAGUGUUCUGAGUUCAGCUAUAGAUAGAUAAAUAUAAAACAGCUUCUUGCUCUCUCUGUAGCAAAAUGAUGAUGUCAAUUAGAUCAAAGGAAGUAUCAGAAGUUCAAUAUCAUUCCACUGAUUUUGCGUUAAAGGCAAGAUUCCUAUUUUCUAAAUGAUAAUACGGAUCGACAAUACGAUUAACGAAGAGAUGACUCAUACAAAAAUGUAACUAACACAGAGUGUUUUCUAUCAGAUUCUUCUUGAGAAUCAAUUAACCUCACAAAUGAUACAACUUGGAGUUUUAAUAAAAGUAGAAGGUUAUGACAGCUGGAAAAGUUGUCAGCUGAUACUUGUUUAACCUGGCAAAAUGGUGGUAUUGAAAAGUGGACGAACAUGCUCACCGAUGCAAAUUAUCAAAAAAUAACUAAGCGUCAAUUUUAACAGAAAAAGAUAACCAUUUGCUUGACAAAAUAGACUAUAUCCAUCACUUCAUUUGUUUUUAAGAAAAUAACACCAAUGUAGAGCAGAAAUAAAACAUUUCAAGUGUCCUACAAUUUUCUAUCAUUUUAAGGCUGAAAAAUGUACUUCAACAACAACUUCAUUUUCCAUUUUUUAUUCUUUCGAUACUUUUUGCCACGCACAUCUCUGCUUUGAAUAAUAGCAGCUUGUUGUUGAGGACGUCAAAAUAUACAUAUUAUACUCUGCCCCCACCAAACAACGUCCAUUUCCCAAAGAGGGUAUACCUACCAUCAAGAUCACUUUUUAAAAAUCUUACAGAAGAGCAUGAAAAAUACAGCCGCUACCUCAACACAAUAGAUUUGUUCAAUUCUUCGUCUACAACAAACAAGGGACAAGCGAUGCGUUCUCAGACUCCGGGUUCCAAAGUAUUUACAGACUCCUCUGGAAAUUGGAGAGCAAACAUUCAAACUAGAUUGAAUCAAAUUAAGCUGCCAAAUUUUCAGGCUGAAACUUCAAACAGUUACAAACCUCAAACAAUGUUACGUCAAACUGCAAAUGGACUGAGCUAUUCGACUGGUAAAGAACGACCACUGGUGGCAUUAAAUGUACCGAGAGGCACUUACAUAGAGCGAGAAAUCGAUAAACUUAGACAGAGUAAAGGAUCAGGUAAAAAAAGUUUAAGUUCUGGCUCUCAAGGAAGAGAAAAUAUUUUAAAGUACAAAGUGACAGUUUCAAUACCACAGCUGCCUGAGUCGGAGGACAAAAAUUCGUCCGAUCGUUUGAGAGUGAUUUUGAGUAUUGCUGAUGGCAGAACAACUCAUGAGCAUUUGGCAACAACAAAUACAAGCCUCAAAACACAGCAAAGUAAAGAUUCUAAAACAACUGAGACACCAGUUUCAAGAUUGAGUAAUAACUUGCAAGAAAAUACUACCAUCUGGGUGACGAAUGAAAACCGUUUCAAUUUAGCGCCAGAAAAGUCUCAAAAGGAGAAAAAAUUCUGGCUUAAACCCAAGUAUGAGUUAUAUGGUACCGGUAAAGAAAACGAAUUAAAUAACACCGCUACAAAUUAUAAGAAAUCUGUCGACAGCAAUUUCAGAGCCAAUAAGAAUUCCCCUCUCAAGGCAACAGGGAUAGAUUUCUUAAAAGACAGUCCAAGAGAUUCAGAGAAAAAUCAUAGAGACCAAAUGGUAGCAGUAUCUGUGAAUUCUCAGAGAAAUUCAACACCACAGGGAGAUGUUCCUGUCAAUACAAACUUGAAUACAUCAAAGAAACCAAUUAUUAAACAGGCCAAACAGGAAUCUCAAAAGCAGGAAAGAGUGUCUGGGUACAGUCCUAAUUUCUCGCUCAAAAUGCCAAAUUUAAAACCUCAGCUAAAUGGCUUGAAUAAAAAAGAAAAAAGAAUAAAGAUCGUCAAUAAUGCAUUUCCAGUGAUUAUUACUAUAAAAAAUGCUAGCAACGAUAAGUUUACAGGCCGCUUGGGCAAUAAAUCCAAGUACAAGGAUGAAAAAGAUCAAAUCUUCAGUGUUCCAGUGUCUGUGAUAGUGGAUGGAGUGCCACUGAGUGACAUGUUGAAAAGCGAGAGGCUUUCCAAAUAUCACUCUGAGAAUCGUUCCUUGCCCAAAAUGAAUGAGAAGUCGGUUGAGCAUUGGAAUUCGACGAUUGAAAACUUAGAGACUGUCUCCGACAUGUUCAAUGAAAACUUCACAAAUCCUUGUAGUAUCGUAUGCAAUUCUGACACUUGUUCCAUCAUGCCCUGUUUAAGGGUGCUACAACUUAUGCCACAGGUCUAUAAUUCCUUGUUUCAAAAUGAGCCGGGCAAAACAGAUGGUCCUAAAUCACAACGGAAUUCCGGUCAGAAAGUCUCGAAUGAUGGAAAUUCUACACUCUCUACCUCAACUAAAAAUGCGCAGAUUGUUAAAAAACCAAAGGUCAAUUCUGCUUCAGAAUCAGGUGAAUUUAUUUCAGAAAGUAUUGCUCUCAAAUCUAAGGCCAGGUAUAAAGAGAUGCCCGACACCAAAAAACACAUAAAACUGGUUCAAGCAAAGGAAGCUGGUACUAAUUUAAAUAGAUUAAACACGGAGGAUGAUAUUUCAAAAUCUCAAGCAAGAUGCAUAGGGUCACCUGCCUUGAAGAAAACUGUGCAACUAGUCAAAACGCCGGUAGCCUGCAAUGCUACGGAACCAGAUGAAUUAAUUCCGGCAAGAAAAUUUUUAAAGACUGAAACUAGAUGUAAGGAAAACUUUAUUCCCAAGAGGAUCAUGGAUAAUCAAACAGGAAUCCAACCAACAGGACUAAAUACUACUGACACGAGUCUGAUGUAUGAACCAGUUUCGAUACAUCUUCCCUUGGGCAAUGAACUUCUGACAAGCUCACGGCAAAAUAUCUACCAACCAGCGCAGAAGCAAUUAAAGUAUGAGAUUUCAAGUGCAAAAACAAGUCCAUUUGAUACCCACACAAGCAGCUUGAACGCAACUCUUUUUCCACUGCAACAGCCUGCCAAUAAUAAUUUCCCUAAGGUUGAACUUGCGAUACAAAACACUCUUAGUGAUGGGUCAAACUUGAAACAAAAGGUUCAAAAAGACAUGCCCUUUAAUAACUUGCAGAGCCAGAAUGAGUUCAAUGAUGGGACGAAACUCUCCUCUGGUUCAUACUCUUUGGACUUACAGCCUGAUGAUUACAUUGAAGAUUUUGACGAUGAUGUAACAGGACCAGAGAGUUCAUCAAUAGCGACCGAUAUUGCUUCAACUUUUUACCCUCCAGUCUGGUUUAAUUCAACUGAUAGGAAUUAUAAUCCUUUGAUGGCGAAUAAUCUUAAUGAUGAAGACUCAUCACAAACUUUGCCCGUAAAAAAUUUGUUGAGAUAUUCACCAUUAGACACAAUUCAAAAUAACGGUGUCUGCGCGCAAAAGGCCUCGUUUUUAUUUCAAAAUAAUGUUCCUUUUUCCGAUCGUUUGCCUUUGAAUGCAAGGCUGCAGAAUAUCCAAGAUAAAGAUCCUCUGUUUCUAGGAUUGAAAGAUUCUCAAGGCUCAUAUUCCCCCUUGCCGGUUCGAACAAAUGAACAAUUACCUUUGAAGUUAGACGUUAGUAAUACUGACAAGGAAGAUAUUAGUAGGAAUGGCUCUUUACUAGUUAAGAACAAAAUGUUUGUGACACCGAUCGCACCAAGUCCUGAUCAGUUGAAGAGACAAAAAGUAAAAGUGGAGAAUGAUGUUUCUGAGCUUAUACUCUGGAUGCCAGAAAAUAUACCAAAAAUUAAUUUUGUGUUCAAACAAAAAAAUCAAAAGUCAGAUAGUGAACCAAAAAGUUUAAGACGUACUGCCAGAAGUUCUGAGCAUUAUCUUGACACUCUGAAUUUAUGUAAUUCAAAACAAAAAAUGCGGCCGAGAGAUCAAGAUGAUUCACUGCAAGAAGGGGCAUUACUGAAUAAUGACGGAAAAAAUCAGAGAAAUGUUGUUUUCUUGACGAAUACACAAAAACCAGUUGAAGCCAAGACAUUUCCUGACGAGGGUAAGGAACUGAUGGAUUUAACUAGUUCUUUAUCCAACGAAGCUUCAAAUGAUGAUGCUCAGGAAGUACCUCAUUCACAUCAUUCUUCUUUGCAGCAUUCAACUUUUCUUAAAAACGACACAAAAAGUCAUAAAAUACAUAGAAAAAAACUCCAUCGGCACCAUCGAAAAUUGAAAAAGAAGGAUAUGAACCAAACUGAUGAACCACAAAAGAAGACUUUAAGUCAGAGAGGUGAACACAUUAUGCGAUCACAUGGGUGGAAAGAUGUGUCGUCCUCCUCAAAGAAUGAUGCGCUCAAGACUUUGCCCAUAGAUCUCAAAGAGGAUUCUUCAAAACUCAAAACAGAGGAUAAGAACAAAACUCAUAGACAUCACAAAAAGCACAGAAAAAAGCACUUGAAGAACCAUUUGAGCAUUCUGCAUAUUAAAUCAAAAAAUGAAUCGGUUCCUGAUAAUAAGAAUGAAAACACAGUGACAAAUAUUCGACCCAAUGUGAUCUCUGAACUGACAGAAAAGAACGUAUCAAAAGGAAGAAUGCUAAUACAAUACUUGAAGCAUCUGAAAUCUCCGUUGAGUAGCGGAAAAAAAGCUCAGCAUGCUGGAGAAAGAAUUGAAACCUCUACCGCAAGGCAACAGACUACCUUGAUCCACAAUGAAAUCGCUACAAAAAAUAAUUUGAACGAACUCAAUAGAACAAUGUCGACAGCUAGGUUUCGAGAAAACACUACAUUUCUGUUCGAUGAGGAUGAAAUUAUGAACGUGAAUGACAAUGCCUUCAUUGAAAAUGAUAUUAAAUCAAAGUUAAGGAGUAAAACAAAAAAUAAAAAUUUGUUGCACUUGCCUGUGGAGAGUAGCAACAUAGAAAUAGGAAUGAAAGAUACAUCUAAAAAACCUAUCCGCUCAUUCUUAGAAGAUAGGUUUCAAAAAAUAGAUGAGGAUUUGACUCCAGAUUCCGAUAAAAAAAGCGGCAACAAUGAAAGAUCCGAUUUGGAGAACCUAAAAACAAGCCAAUUUACCCAUAAUCUGACAGAGGAAAAUAAUUUUUUUGGAAGAGCUGGGUCUUCAUCGGCAAACAUAACAGACGACAGAUCUGAGGAGAGAGGGAUGCCUCAGAUUAGUCUUGACGCAGGCACAAACUCUACACAAGCUUCAAGCACAGACAAAGGCAAUUUGGAAUCAAAAUCUGGAACUUCUCAACAACUCAUGGGGUUUAUGGAAGGCAGUCCGGAAGGUAAUACAUUUCAACUUAACAUUAAAACCAACCAGACAUUCAAUAAUCUGAAAGAGGGGAGUGAUGCAAAUGUUAUCGAGAGUUCUUUCAAGAAAAAGGAUACACAAGGGUUUGCUUCAAAAAGUAUCAAAGGUGGCAGCACUAAUAGGGAUAAAACUCGGGAGCAGGGAAUGGAAUCCGUGAAUCACAAUGCGACACAUGCUCCUAGAAGUUCAACACAGUUGGUCACGAAAGUUAGGAGUAAAAAUUUCUCGGAUAAUUUUCCAACAGAAUCCACUGGUAAUGGUGCUACAAAUGCGGUAAGCAAAAAACACCUAGAGAUAAAUUCUAAUAUAAAUGUGAAACCAACCAAAAAUAAUAUUUUUUCACGCCUGAAUUUCUUCAAAAGUUUACUUGACUUGAAGGGAAAUAAGAAAAGUGUUAAAAAUAAAAACUACACAUCAAAAACAGACCAGAACGGACGGAAAAACAUGUGUGUGCAUAUCCACAGUUCGUCUCCUCUGCAGCUUGAUAACACCAAAGUUUAUCACGCAAUUAAAGUUCCUAGUGCUAUAAUUACACCAUACAUAGCUGAGGCUCUAUCUAGCGAGCAGAAGAAAAAGAUGCUAGCUCACAGCGGUCAUGAAGAAAUCCUGCGUUUAACUCAAAGUAACAAUGAAAAUGCUGCAGGACAAGCAGAUGAGAAGACAAUACAGACAAUUGAAGACAAAAAUUCUAAGGAAACGAUAGACCGGGGGCAGAAACUGAAAGACCGCCAGGUGGAGAGUGAUUCUGAGCCAUGGGUACAUGAGAAAAAAGAGAGAGUAGUUCAAAAUAAUUUAAUGGGUUCAGGAAACUUCAUCGACGCAAAAAUAUAUCCAUUCCUCCCAGUCAAAGUGCCUGAUCUCUAUACGAUGAAGCUUGCUAAAGGCAACAGUGAGAAUGAGCGAGUUUCGAUAAUACCACUUGACAUGGACGAACAAACCUUAGCACAAGAAAAAAAUUUUCAGCCUACAGAGAUAAGUAAGUUUACUUAUAAAAACUAUAAUACACCCUUUGACGCUGCAACAGAUACUUACACAUACCCUGAACUAAACAUAGAAAAAGAGGAUUCCAGUUUGAAGAUGUCCAAAGGGCACUUUUCUGAUCAGCUGAAAAAUUAUAACCGGCAAAUGGCUGAAAAACUGAGUCAAUUGGGACUGGCUGAGUCGAUGACUGUUCAAAGCAUCCUCGGUAAAAAAGAGGAACAAUCGGCAACACUGUCUGCUGCUGGAGUGAGUGCUCUCAAACAAUACAUCACCCACUUGAAUGAGGAAAGGAACAAGGGUUACAUACAACAAUUGAUCAAAUCUAAUAAAGAGCUAAGUCUAGAGAAAUCACUCGGUGAUCUUUGGCGACCAAAAUCUAAAAAAAAAUUUGCAUCAGCACACCGCCAAUUGGAAGAGGUACUGAGGAAAAGUGAAAAAGAAAAAGACAGCUGGAAGGAUUUAAAAAAGGUUUACUUGGAGAAUCUUCAGAGCCAACUAUCUGGUGGCACAACUUUCGCUCCCAUUAAUCCAUCCAGCUUCGAAAAGUUUUCAUUGAUGGGAGCCGUGGACAGAAUACUUAACGCUGAAACAGAAAGUCCACAUAUUCAUACCACUUCACCGGAGUGGAAGAGCAGCAGUGCUCGAACUAGCACAACACCCACAUUUUUAUUAAACAAAGUUACUACUGUUCCCAACCUGAAAACGCCAGAUUCUAGGUGCAACCGAUUUUCAAACACAGACACUUCGAACUUCCUGCUCCCUGAGAUCAAGCUCCCAGCGCACGAGAACUUUUCAACAAAUAAUGCCACCUCUCCGAGCAAAGAGUCUGAUGAAUCAACUGUAAACCCUCUCUCAAUGUUGGAAAUGCUGCUUCGUGAAACCACUGCCAAAAAGCCACUGCUGCAGACUGACGAUAGGUUCACACAACUGAGUGAAGGUACCACUCAGGGCUCAAUAUUAUUCAGCCAACAAUCAUUCGUUAAUAUUUCUAAACUUUUGGCGGAUAUACAGAGGACAGCUGGUAAACCUAAUACAGAGAGCGAGAGAAAGACCAAACUUCCACUACCACCUGAUUUUCUCACAAAACAGGGAACAGAAGGGUCCAAAGUCAAGGAAACGAUUUCUCAUCCCAAAACCAAAGGAAAGACUGAUGCAACAAAAACGACUUUGGGCACAGAGGGAACAGCUAAAGGGAUAGUUGAGCCAGAAUCUUCAUCCCCAAGAAUUCUAUCGGCGCCUGAUUUUAAAAGUUCAAUUGAAGGUAGAUUGUACGGAAUGGCUAAUGUGACAUCAAUUUUUGAUAAAUUAAGGCAGUUAAGAAUGAACGGUACUCACAAUGAUAAGUCAGAGACAUUAGACCAAAAUUCUGGGAUGAAGCAACUUGGCAAGACGCAAGAUACACAGACAAAACCUGAAAAUAAAGAAAAGCAUGUUGAAAAUUCAGCCUCAGUGGAGACACCCUAUCUGAGUGACGAAAAUAUGUUAAAAAAAGUAAAGUCUUUACUUAAAGACUUCUCAGACAUGAAACAAACAGCCAGUUCCAAAUGUGAUGAAAACUCAACCGAAUUUAAGCACAUGGAAGCGACUGAAUUACCUCUGAUGAAGAGUGAUGAGAUGCAUGAUCGCUUGAUGAGGAAUAAGUCAUUUACGACAGAUUCUCACAGAAUUAAUGAGCAGGGAAAAGCUACAGCCAAUGCUUUUGAGACAUCAAUCUUCGAAGGAACUGACAGUAGCUGCAAUAAGGCUUUUACAAUUACACCAAGAAAACAGACAAGAUUCACUGCUGCAACUACAGAGGAAUCUGGGUCAAUUUUAACCACAAAAAAAGUUGAUGGUUUCCAUGACCAUACAGAUGGCAAACAUUCAAACCAGAAGGACUGUGAGACGUCAAGUAUGAACACAGUCCCAAAAAUCGACAGUCUAAAGGGCAAACAAAUCAUUCAAACUGACGUAACAGCUGGUUCCAUAAAGAGUAAAGAGGCAUGGGUAGAGACAGAGAAAUCAGUGACAGUAAUUGUGACAACGGAAGGUGCACCCUCAACAAGUGCAAGUACAGAUAAAGUUCAACACGGUACUCAGAUCACGCAUGAGUUCAAAUUUUCUCCCUCGUCGACGUUGUUUCCCUCAAAAAUUAAAGCUAUGACAAAAAACGCAAAUCUCACAAAUGAGUACCAAGUGGUGACGAUACUUGAGGAGAAAAAAUCUGACGUCAAAAAUCAGAAGGUGCACAACAAUUCUGAAACUACUAUUUCCGUCUCGGACAGAAACCUGCAAUUUCGGGUAACUUCAAACAUUUUUAACAGUACAUCGAGCACAUCAAACCCUGAGAACAGUACUGCAAAUCUUGAUCACCACACAUCACCGAUUUCAGGGGAAACAAAAAGAGAGAAAAUUAUUCCAACGAAAACAUUCCAUGCAGAACCCACAGAGGGCAAUUCAAUGGCUAAAAAGGUCCUAAACAAAUCGGAAUUUGGAAAUCUGACUAGAAAAACUGUGAGCAAUCGAAAAAUCUCCUCUGUCAACCCUACCUCAUUCAGAAACACAAAAAAUAAUGCCAAUAAUCCAUUAACAGUGUUUAGAGGUGUUUACAAAACAACUGACGAAUUUGGAAGUUCGACAAUGAAAGCAGGAUUGUCUAAGAAAUUGGUAACAGUUACGACAAGAGUACGUCAAACCUCUCCAGGCACAAAGAUAAAAUUGUCUACCGUUGAAUACAAUUUAGGCAAAAUUAAUGUGACCAUAGAUGAAAAUGAAAAAAGAAAAAACUGUGAUCAAGGCGGCACUUUCACCCCUCACUUCAAAUUUAUCACAAUGAUGGGCAAAGGAGAUUACACUGAAAUGAACACACAACAUUUAACUCUCGACAGAGAUCAAAGAAUUAAAGCAACAGAAUCUACUUUACCAUCCUCCAAAACGCAAUGUGUUGCCACAGAAAUUAAAAAUACAACUGCCGAAACUGACUCAUGCAGUGCAAAUAAAACCGAAUUAAAAGAUCUAACAACUUUGGCUAGGAAAUUAAAUGGUACUGAAAUACCUUGGAAGGAAAAAAAGAUCCAACGUCUAGUAAAACACACAGAGAACAGGCCUACGGGACCUAGUCCACUACAGCAAAUGAGCUCCACAACAGUUGGCGAUGCCGCAAGCAAAAUUACAAUGUCAGCAAUAGAAAAUGAAAUGCAUAAAUCAACUAUCAAUCUUGUGUCUGCAUCUUGCGAUUGUAAGUCAGCUACAGAAAUGCCUCAGGAAACUCAGAUACAAGAGGACUGCUGA